ACAACCAAAAAUGCCUCCAGACAUUGCCAAAUAUCCCUUGGGUAAGUGGGUGAGAGGCUUGGGGAUAGGUGGGGUGUACAAAAUUGCCCCUGGUUAAGAAUCACUGCUCAAGACUUAGUCCAUAUUGACAAAAUCCUCUAUUUCUGAAGUAAAAAUGGAUCUUUAAAAUUUAUUGUUAGAUUGGCAAUUAUAUUUCGACCUCUACGACUUAUCAUUCUGAUGAGAGUUUUUUCAUCUGGCUUACCAAAAAAGACAUCUUGAAAUACUGACCAGAAGGAUGGUUUCAGGAAACAAACGGCGAUACAGGAAGGAUGGAUUUGACUUAGACCUCACUUACAUUACUGGGCGUAUUAUUGCCAUGUCAUUCCCAUCUUCUGGAAAACACUCUUUCUAUAGGAAUCCCAUUAAGGAAGUUGUGCGGUUCCUGGAUACCAAGCAUCGAAACCACUACCAAGUCUACAAUCUAUGCAGUACGUACUUAACUAGAUAUUUUCCUACUAUAGAUAGAAAACAAAUCACUGCAUGUAAGAAGACGAUUCAGUUUUUACGUUUCAUUUAGUCAUAAGUAUUUGGUAGUGGUGGGAAGUGAGUUAAAAAAUCUCCAUCUUGCUCUUGGCCCUAUUUGGUGGGAAAAGAUAGCUCAACAGCACGA
Equus quagga is the source of this 652-nucleotide messenger RNA. Its product is annotated as phosphatidylinositol 3,4,5-trisphosphate 3-phosphatase TPTE2-like. The transcript has 4 exons. Lineage: Eukaryota; Metazoa; Chordata; Mammalia; Perissodactyla; Equidae. Bases 278 to 559 code for a protein of 93 amino acids. Gene Ontology annotation, molecular function: phosphatidylinositol-3,4,5-trisphosphate 3-phosphatase activity. Gene Ontology annotation, biological process: dephosphorylation. The record is from RefSeq and is a predicted model, not a curated record. Gene Ontology annotation, cellular component: cytosol.